Oncorhynchus tshawytscha (Chinook salmon) is the source of this 3292-nucleotide messenger RNA. RefSeq names its product caspase-14-like. Lineage: Eukaryota; Metazoa; Chordata; Actinopteri; Salmoniformes; Salmonidae. Bases 1132 to 1947 code for a protein of 271 amino acids. Gene Ontology annotation, molecular function: cysteine-type endopeptidase activity. Gene Ontology annotation, biological process: proteolysis. The transcript has 6 exons. The record is from RefSeq and is a predicted model, not a curated record.
GUGGUAUGUAAUAGUGGUAUAUAGAUGUUAGUUGGUGGUGCAUUUUUUGAUAUUUAUUUUUGUACCUCAAAAUGUAAAAUGAUCUACCAGACAUUACCACACAGUAGGUGGCAGCAGGUACAAACUAACGAGUGAAUCACAUGAUACCAAAGAAGAAGAGUCUUGUUAACCACAUCUGGGAACAACCAAUAGACAGAGAUGAAGUUUGACCAUCUGUUUGCAGAAAAAUAAUGUAUAUAUUUGUUUAAAAAUAUAUCGUUUUCAUCACCCUUUACUGAAGAAACAACAAGAAAACAACCACCGGUUAGCAGCGCUUAUAGCUGAGAAGCGUUUGGAUAAGACAGAAUAACUUGUUAAUGCCUCGGGUUCUCGAUAGCAACAUCAAAAUGAAAACUGUGAAGAUGUAUUGUAUGAGAAUUAGAGGUUUUAGGUUCAUGUAAAAGUGUCAACCCCUUCUAAUUUCCCUAAUUGUGUGGCUAGAGUCAAAUACGUUCUAUAGAACAAACUUCAGGAUAAGCAACCGAAAUGAAUCAUUAUUGUAUGUGUGUUAUAUUAAACAUAGAAGAGGGAGUAAAAUGUUGGCAAGCAAUAAACAUUUCAGAACAACCAUGACUGAAUUAUUAUCUUUACACUUUCAAAAAUACUAGUCGAAUAAGACUUUGCAUAUAUGACACAUUUUUUUCAAAGAGAUUUAUUUGUAGUCUAAUAGAAAUCAGUAGGGGGUUUAAAUACGGGCGACAUGGGCGGCCACCCAGAGCGGCAUACUGGGGCGCUAUACUACAAGCAAGAACCGCCGAAUACGCUUGAAACUAAUAGCCAAACCGAAAACUGCAGACAAAGAUGCUUUCUGCUACUAAGAUCAGUGAAAUGUAGGCUGAACUGACAACUGAGUGAAGAGCAGACAUCUCAACUAGCAAGCAAGUCGCAGCAAUGUAGAACGCGAAGGGGGGGGGGGAGAUUUUCGGCACAACACCUGUUGUCUUGGCUCGUUCAGUGUGACAGGGUGUGGGGCGGCGGAUUAAAUACCGCGGUAGGCUCGGACAAAUUAUGUUGGUGUCAUUUUUUUGUGUGCCUUUUAUCGUGUCGUGUGGCUGGUGUUAGGAGCCGAUCCCGAGGCCAGCGAGUUAUGACAUGAGUGGACAACGCAGAGCUUUAUUGCUAAUUGUCAGGGACAAGGAGAAGAUGAAGAGUAACCGUUGCGGUUUUGAAGUUGACCGUCAAACAAUGGAGAAGUUUUUUGAGGGGUUUGGUUUCCAGUAUCACAGUGUGCUGGACGAAACAGCUCAGGAAAUGAAGGAGAAAGUCAUAAACUUCAGAAACAGCAUCAACAGGAGCAGUGGGAACAUCAGCUGUGUGUUUGUGGUGACUUCGUCUCACGGACACCGGGACGUCAUCAUAGGUGCAGAUAAAAAGACCCUGGCAGUAAAAGAUAUAAUCGAACCGUUUGGAGACGAGCUGUGUCCCAAGAUGAAGGGGAAACCUAAGGUCUUCAUCAUAGAUGCCUGCAGGGGGAGUAACCAUGAUACUGGAGUUCACUUUGAUUCUGCUGCUGAUGAAAAACUAUCAAAGGAAGCCAUGGCCACAAAAGAGUACCGGUCCACUCGGGUGCCACCGUGCAUCAAUGACAUGCUGGUUGCAUAUGCAGCCAUGACAGAUUACGUGGGCACGAUGAACAGCACCUCUGGUUCACAUAUGAUUUACAACAUUAGUCAAGUGUUUUCCUCACCUGGUGCAGCAGAAGAACAUGUCUACAACUUGUUUGUGAAGGCCAACGCAAAGAUGGUGGCAACACCCGUAGAGGUCACAGUCGAUGAAGGGAAGCCGACUCAGAGAACGGAACGUCGUAAAAUAAUUAUGACAAUGGAAUCCACCCUCAGGAAAACCCUUUACUUGACAAGUUCAAAUGAAUCUGGUGUUAAAACUAUUGAACAGAAGGGAAGGAAGUAGAUUUAUUUGAGCUUCCUGUUCUCAGCAUUAUAUGUUAUUUCCUUGCUCUAUUUGUCUACAAGAUCUUCCCAUUGUAAUAUUCCUCCAUUUCUUUGGGCAUUUUAAGAAAUUCUUAAACCAGUCGUCAAAUAAAUGUACAGAUUCUUCAGUGGUCACCAACCUUUAAUCUACCACUCAGAUGUUUGUUUUUUUAAACACGACUUUAAAAAAACUUGAGCCUUAACAUGAACCAAUUAAAGACAGGAGCAUUGGGGUUUGUGCAGUAGGCACGGCACAAUACAUUAUCACUGCAUAUUGGCUGUGCUUGGAAUUGCCCUGCCAAUGCUGUUCUUCACAGACCAUUUUGAAGUUUAUCUGAUAAAUGUGUAGGUAUAUAUACAUCACCACGUGUUGUAUGACAUGUGACACAGCUGAGUGAGGGUGGUCAUUUCUGUUCUACUGGACUGAUGGCCUGCAGUCUGAGGGGAGGGAGGGAAGAGGCUGCCUCUCACCUGACUCACCGUCUCUCUGCUCUCCCUCCCUCCCUUUAGAAAAGGGGACACAGCUGAUGGUGAAACUCAAGAGCGUUAUUUCUGCCUCGUGCACCAACUCAUGUUGUUACUCCUGUGACCAGAGGAAGUGAAAUAUUCCUCCAUAUUAAAAAGACGAGCCUCUAAUAAUAACAAGGCAAGUUUAUGGGAUCACUUUCCUGCUCCUUCAUAGCAGCUGCAGUGCUGGUUGUAGCGUCAGUGGAAGUAGGAAGAAGGUGCAUUUUCUUAUGAAAGUGUGUUGACAGUUGUGAAUAACAGCAAACAUGAACUUCCUCCUAAAAACAGCAGCUCUGUCCUUGAGUGUCUCUCUAGUUGUGGUUUUAAACGUUUUUAAAAUCUCACAGUUGUAAACGUUGCUUUUCGAGGCUUCGGUCUAUAGUCUAUGGCUCGAGGAAACUGUGCAGACACAGUGAUUGGUCAGCGGUAGGCCUAUAGGUGCACCUGAUUUGCUCUCUGGGCCUGCCGGAUAGGCGGAGUUUUACCUUCAGACACAUGAAAUGGUUCAAAAUGGGAACACUUUGCCUUUCCUGGCGCUAAGGCUGCUGAAUCAAGUGCACCUAAACGCCAACAGUGUCAAACAAAAAAAUAUAUAAUAUAGCGCUUUAUCCACAGUUUCUAAACCAAGAGGCGCAACAUCGGGAGACUUCUGUGAACAAUUGUGAAACAGAUGAAACAGACCAGACCGGGGAAACAGACCAGACCGGGGAAACAGACCAGACUGGGGAAACAGACCAGACCGGGGAAACAGACCAGACCGGGAAACAGACCAGACCGGGAAACAGACCAGACCAGGGAAACAGACCAGACCGGGAAAC